Pelmatolapia mariae (spotted tilapia) is the source of this 1768-nucleotide messenger RNA. It is a transcript of the gene mrm1, whose product is annotated as mitochondrial rRNA methyltransferase 1 homolog (S. cerevisiae). The transcript has a single exon. Lineage: Eukaryota; Metazoa; Chordata; Actinopteri; Cichliformes; Cichlidae. Gene Ontology annotation, biological process: rRNA methylation. The coding region runs from base 161 to 1291 and encodes 376 amino acids. The record is from RefSeq and is a predicted model, not a curated record. Gene Ontology annotation, molecular function: RNA binding; rRNA (guanine) methyltransferase activity. Gene Ontology annotation, cellular component: mitochondrion.
UGCAUAAAGGCUACAAGCAUGUCUGCUGAGAUAGGAAGUUGGUUCUUUAACUCCUCGUGACAGAUUAUCAGUGAAGGUCUCUGACACAUCUGUGGAUUGAUGGACUUCUCGGGAAGCUGAUUCGAGUUUCUCCAGUGCAGAGGCUGCCCCUUGUAUAAAUAUGGCUGGAUUUAUUGCAAAUCAGCACAGGUUGCUGCUUGUAUUGAACAGAAGAUUUCACGCACCUUUUUCAGCCUCCCAGGUUGCCUUUUACCACUUAACAGCUUCACACCUGAGCCCAAAGGACAGCAAGGUCAGCCCUGUAGUGAGGGGGCGCUCCAGGGUCCAGCACAAGCCUGCAGAAGGGCAGGAGCAUGAGGGGUCAACUCAGAGAAAAGUGUUUAAAAGUGAGAUUUCACUGCUGCAGAAGCAGAUGAGGGGAGAUGACUUCAGAGUGUCACCUGAACUCAGGAAACUGUGCUUGGAAGAUUUCCCUGCAGAGAGGGAGAGGCAGGUGAAGCAGAAACCUGCACCUGAGGCUAAAUCUAAGGACUGCGAGGUUGUUUUUGGCGUUGCUCCCUGCUUCUUGGCUCUCACUCAGGGAAGGAGGAGGGUCCAUAAGCUGUUUGUAAAAGACGGCGAGGCCUCUCACAGGGCGUCUGUGUUGAAGGUGUGCGAGGAGGCUCAUCUGCGAGGAGUUCGAGUCCAUCGGGUCAGCAGAAAGGAGCUGGACAAGAUGUCCAAUGGGGGAGUCCAUCAGGGAGUGUGCCUGCUUGCCAGUCCCCUGAGCUACCUCACCGAGGAUUCUGCACCCAGCAGGAAAGAUGCCCCUCUGUGGCUCAUUCUGGAGAGAAUCCAGGACCCCAUGAACCUUGGCGCCAUCCUGCGCUCUGCUUAUUUCCUCGGGGUGGACAGAGUCGCCAGCAGUCUUCGCUACACCUGCCCGCUGUCUCCAGUGGUCAGCAAGGCGAGCUCGGGCAUUAUGGAGGUGAUGGGGGUGUAUGGAUAUGAAAACGUUGCAGAGAUGUUGAAGCUGAAGAUGGAGCAGGGCUGGCAGGUGGUUGGCACAGUGGGACAGGAAGCAGAAGUGUCUCAGAUGCCCAUCACCAAGUGUUCAGACUUUAAAAUGACCAAACCCACGUUGCUGCUGAUGGGAGGAGAGGGAGAAGGACUCUCCAAGGAGCUGCUCUCCACGUGUCAGACACUUCUCACCAUCCCAGCGGGCAGGGAGCUGGUGCCUGGCAUAGAGUCUCUCAACGUUUCUGUAGCCACAGGCAUCCUGCUGCACUCUUUGCUGUCCUCCAGGAGCUAGACCACAUGACAGCAACCUCAAAUAUCCUCCCAAAUGAAGAUGCAAGGUCACUGACAACACAACCAACCACAGGAAUAAAUAGUUCAGUGUAAUCCUGAGUACAAAUUCAUAGAAGACCAAACCAGAGCCCUCAUACUUUUUUCUGCUGUUGUGUCUAAAAACUACUAUUCCUGAAAACGGGCCUGAGUAGCAUUUGCUGGAAACAAAAACCACAACCCACCUGUUUCAAGUUACGUAGCCUUUAAAAUAAAUACACAUUAUUUAUUUAUUGCCUGUUUUCAAAAUUGAUGUUGUCAGUGGAAACCAACAGGCUCUGAGCCGAGUCUUACAGAUCUGCGUGAUUGCUUCCUGAGAUUUGUUGACUAUAUAUUUUCUCUGCUAUCUGUUAUUUGGCAUUGAUGUUAUUUGAUACUUGUUACUUGAUAUCAAUGUUUUAAGUCAUCUGCCUGUGUAAUUUGUAUCUUUGUACAGCACUUU